UGAGGCCCACACAAAACCCAAAAAUCAUGAACCCGGGCCAUCACCAUCCUCAGCCCAAACAUAGGGCCGAUACAUACAUAUAAUAGGGGAACUUUUCUUCCUAACCCUAGACUCGAUAAAGCCGCAGCAGCAGUAGAGCAGCAUCGCCAUCUGCAAAACCCUAAUUUCCCACUCACUUCUCUGCAAGAAAAGAUGUCGGUUGGAGAGCUCGCUUGCACCUAUGCUGCUUUGAUUCUUCACGACGAUGGAAUCCCCAUCACUGCGGAGAAAAUCUCGACCCUGCUGAAGGCUGCUAAUUUGUCGGUUGAAUCGUACUGGCCUAGUCUUUUCGCAAAGCUUUGCGAGAAGAGGAAUGUGGAGGAUCUUAUCGUGAACGUCGGCGCUGGUGGUGGCGGUGGCGCCGUCGCAGUCGCUGCUCCAACCGGCGCUGCAGGUGGUGGCGCUGCUGCAGCUGCCCCUGCUGUAGAGGAGAAGAAGAAGGAGGAGGAAAAGGAGGAAAGUGACGACGACAUGGGCUUCGGCUUGUUUGAUUAAGAGACGUUAUUUUGAAUUUGCUUUUUGCUCUACAUUUGCAUACUUGGGAAUUUUUUGUUAUUAGUAGUUUAUCUUACUUUAAUGCAGUGUUACUACUGCAUAUAUCUCUUGACAAUUGUAGUAUUCGAUUUUGGAGUAUUAUGAAGGGUUGCAUUUUGGAGUA
This is a messenger RNA of Salvia miltiorrhiza (redroot sage), 697 nucleotides long. Its product is annotated as 60S acidic ribosomal protein P1-like. The coding region runs from base 193 to 534 and encodes 113 amino acids. Gene Ontology annotation, biological process: translational elongation; cytoplasmic translation. Gene Ontology annotation, cellular component: ribosome; cytosolic large ribosomal subunit. The record is from RefSeq and is a predicted model, not a curated record. NCBI's taxonomy places the organism in Eukaryota, Viridiplantae, Streptophyta, Magnoliopsida, Lamiales, Lamiaceae. Gene Ontology annotation, molecular function: protein kinase activator activity; ribonucleoprotein complex binding; structural constituent of ribosome. The transcript has 3 exons.